AUGAAGCAAGAAAUCAAUAAUUUUAUGCAGACAGAUACUGAAUCUGUAUACCAGGCAUGGGAAAGAUUAGCAGCAAUGUUAAAAAAAUGCCCACAUUAUGGUAUUCAAAACCCUGACAUUUUAUAUAUUUUCUAUCACGGUCUUAAACCCUCUGCUAGAAAUGUAAUUGAUGCAGCAUCAGGAGGAUCAAUAAUGGAAAAAACUACUGCAGAAGCAAUGCAAUUGCUUAAUGAGAUUUCGAAAAAUGCUGUUCAAUGGCCCUCAGACAGAAUAAUUAUCAAGAAAACAACAGGAGUAAAUCAAGUUGAAGCUUUGAAUUCAUUGACACAAAAAAUUGCAAACUUAACACAAAAAGUUGAGGCCUUUUAUGUAGGUGCUCACUCUUCAUCCCAACUUGAGAAUUGUGAUGUUUGUCAAGGUAAUCAUCCUAAUCAUGAAUGUCAAGAUUCAACACAAAAUGAGGAACAUGUACAGGGACCACCUGAUUUUCAAAAUCAAAAUAGAGGGCAACAAAAUUUUCAACAAUAUCAGCAGCAGCCUCAAAGAGCUCAUCAACAAAGCAUUGAAGACCUGAUGUACAAAUUCAUUAAGGUUACUGACGAGAAGGUUGAAAAUCAACAUUCAGCUAUCAAGAAUUUCGAAAUUCAGGUAAGCCAAUUAGCAACCCUCACAUCUGGACAAAUUCAAGGUGCUCUACCAAGCAACACAGAGAAAAACCCAAAAGAACACCUCAAAGCCAUCUCUCUACGAUCAGGUAAAUCUCUUAAUGAUCCAUAUGCAGAUAGAGAAGGAAAGACACAAGAAGUAGAAAAGGUAAAUGAAGAUGCUUUGACACAAAUGCCUUCAUAUGCUAAAUUUCUCAAAGAAAUUUUGUCAAGUAAAAGAAAAUUGGAAAAAGUUUCAGUGGUUAAGCUUACAGAAAAAUGUAGUGCUAUACUUCAAAAUAAGCUCCCACAGAAACUGGGUGAUCCGGGAAGUUUUACAAUUCCUUGUACCGUGGAGGUGCUCAUUUUGAAAAGGCGUUAUGUAAUUCAGGAAAGCAAACUGAUUGAAGUCUUGAGAAAACACAAAAGAGCCUUAGGGUGGACUAUUGCCGACAUCAAAGGAAUCAGUCCAACUAUUUGUAUGCACAUGAUUCUUAUGGAGAAUGAGUAUAAGCCUAUAGUUCAACCCCAAAGGAGACUUAACCCAGCAAUGCAGGAAGUCGUCAAGAAAGAAGUGGUGAAAUGUCUGGCAGCAGGUAUCAUUUAUCCAAUAUCUGACAGUCCUUGGAUACCAAUUGCUCCGAAAGAUCGGGAGAAAACUACAUUCACAUGCCCCCAAGGUACAUAUGCUUAUCGAAGAAUGCCAUUUGGACUAUGCAGCGCUCCUGCUACGUUUAAGCGUUGCAUGUCGGCAAUUUUCUCAGACAUGAUCAAAACGUUUCUUAAAAUCUUUAUGGAUGAUUUCACACUUUUUGAGGGAAUUAUUUUAGGACAUAAAAUUUUUGCUAAAGGGAUGGAAGUUGAUAAGGCUAAAAUUGAUCUUAUAGCAAGAUUACCCCCUCCUACCAAUGUUAAAGGCAUUAGAACUUUCUUAGGGCAUGCAAGUUUUUAUAGAAGGAAAGCAUUUGAGAUUCUCAAGAAACAAUUGACUAAUGCUCCAAUUAUUGUUUCUCCUCAUUGGAGCGAACCAUUUGAAAUAAUGUGUGAUGCAAGUGAUAUAGCAGUUGGAGGGAUACUAGGAGAAAAGAGAGCAAGAUUUUCAGGCCUAUUUACUGCGCCAGUAGAACACUUAAUGAAGCUCAAAAGAAUUAUGCUACAAAUUUCGGAGCUUAAUAUAGCGUUUGACAAAUUUCGUUCCUAUUUGAUAGUAACAAAGGUUACAAUUUAUACUGAUCGUGCAGCUUUAAAGUACCUCUUAGCAAAGAAAGAUGCUAGACCCAGAUUACUAAGGUGGAUACUCAUUCUGCAAGAAUUCGAUCUUAAAAUAAAAGAUCAAAAAGGUUCUGAGAAUCAG
Messenger RNA from Nicotiana tabacum (common tobacco), 1998 nucleotides. Lineage: Eukaryota; Viridiplantae; Streptophyta; Magnoliopsida; Solanales; Solanaceae. The record is from RefSeq and is a predicted model, not a curated record.